This is a messenger RNA of Hirsutella rhossiliensis, 1515 nucleotides long. RefSeq names its product cytochrome p450 domain-containing protein. The coding region runs from base 1 to 1515 and encodes 504 amino acids. NCBI's taxonomy places the organism in Eukaryota, Fungi, Ascomycota, Sordariomycetes, Hypocreales, Ophiocordycipitaceae. The transcript has 6 exons. The record is from RefSeq and is a predicted model, not a curated record. Gene Ontology annotation, molecular function: iron ion binding; heme binding; monooxygenase activity.
AUGGAGCUUCAAAGUCUGGGGCCAACGUUGCUCGUCGCGUUUCUGGCCUACAGAGCGUGCAUCUUCCUCUACAGGCUCCAUUUCCACCCUCUGGCCAACUUCCCCGGCCCCAGGCUGGCCGCAGUGUCGACGCUAUGGCGGGCAUAUCACCAGUUUUGGCGAGACGGCAAGCUACUGCACACGACCAAGGAGUUGCACAAGCGCUACGGUCCCGUCAUUCGCACCUCGCCAAACGAGCUUGACUUUUGCGACCCGGCGGCCUUUUUCGACAUUUACAACACCGCUUUCAACGGAAUCAAGGAUCCAGACUUUUACAACCAUCUUCGAGUCGAGUCCGACACCAUGUUGCUCGUCGACGGUGAUGCCGCCGAGCACAAGGCACGCUUCCGUCCGGUUGCCACACUCUUCUCGGCCCGCCAAUACGAGACGCAUCAAGCCAGCAUUGCGGCAAAGGUCCAACAAUUUACCAACCUUGUUUCUCUGUCUGCCGAGCGUCGACGCGUUUGCAGCCUCGCCGCGGGAUACCGCUCAUUGACAGUUGGCAUCAUGUACGACUUCAUCUUUACCGACGUCCCCGACCGUUUCAAGUCGCUUCGCGGCCCUGAUUUUGACGACCCGCUCACCGUCGCCUCUGCAGACUCCCUCAACUGGACGUCGUGGCUCAUCAGGAACUUCCCCAUCUUCUCCGCCGUGGUCAUGAAGCUGCCACCCGCCAUGGUGUCUCUGGUGACUCGCUCGUUUGAGGGGGCAAACCGCAUGUUCGAGAUACUAGCAGAGGUCGUCGAACACGAGAAGAACGCCAAAGGCCAGAACCCAGACUGCGUCACCCAACGCCUCCUGAACGAACAUGUUCGCCACAGGUCUGCAGUGUCGUCGGCCACUCCGGACUCGGUGGUCAGGUCCGAAGCCAUCGGUUUCAUGCUUGCUGGCACCGUUGAUCCGCCCAAUAUCCUAUCCCUGAGCACAUUCAUGGUCGCCCGAGAUCCGGCUCUCCAGGCGCGGCUUUACCAGGAGCUCAAGUCGUCGUGGCCUAACAUGCAGAGCCCUGUGCCUUCUUACAAGGUCUUACGAGGCCUUCCCCUACUCAGAGGUACAGUGCAAGAGGGCAUCCGCUUGACGCAUGGCGUGGCCACGGGGCCCCCUCGGCUCGUCGGCAAAGGCGGUGCUCGAGUUGCUGGCUACGACGUUCCCGCAAAGGCCGUUGUCGCAGCACCGUCCUACUUUGUACACAUGGAUCCCAAGGUGUUUCCGAAUCCCGAAAGGUUCGAACCGGACAGAUGGGCCGAUGACGACGGCUCCAACUCGCUCGUGGCCUUCUCCCGAGGCCGCCGCAUGUGCCCUGCCGAACAGUACUCGCUGAUGAUGCUAUACACUGCUCUCGCCGCUGUCUUCCGGCGAUUUCGAGUAGAGCCUUACGAAACGACGGUCAAGGAUUUUGAAUGGAAUCAGUAUAUUUCCAUCAUGUUUUCCGGUAGACCGCUGCGUGCCAUCGUCGAGAAGAGAUUAGAGAAGUAG